Molecule: messenger RNA, 2287 nt
Organism: Drosophila bipectinata
Lineage: Eukaryota; Metazoa; Arthropoda; Insecta; Diptera; Drosophilidae
Source: RefSeq, a predicted model, not a curated record
CUUUAGAAUUUCGGGAAUGUGUCAAUAAUGCAAUCACUAUAUUUAUGGUCAGCACAAUAAUGCUCUGUGUAGUGUGCCUUGGUGUCCAUUCCAUAUAGACGUGUUCAACUUUGUACUCAUGUAGCGUCAAUUAAUCCGAGAUUGCUGAACCAAGCCAAUAUGAAUUUAACCCAAGUUUAACUACUAACCACAAUGAGUUGGAACAAGCGAAACACUAGUCACAUAUCAAUUUACAACUACCCCGAGCACUUGAAUCCUUUCUACGAGGAUGAUAAUCACAAGCGGCUCAGAAUUUUGGGGUUCACCAUUAAAAAGAAGAACGAUAAUGGAAGACACAGUUUGUCGAUUGGAAACCUACAAGAUUUGUGGAAAACGUACUCUUUCCGCAAAAAAAAGUCUUCCACAUUGGGCAUAAAUAAAACAUCAGAAAGCCCGCCAACACUUAGGCGGGAUUUAAAUGAUACAUCCUAUUUAAAUUCAAGAAUUUUCCGAGGCGAUCGACACACAUCAUUACAAAAUAUUGAUACUAGAAGAGAGUCUGAAUCAAGUGGAAUGUACUUUAAUCGAAAUGAUCGCUACCGGAGCACAACACAGUUCUCUGGAUAUUCCUCGCCAAUGUCACAGAAUAUAAGGUCUUCGCAAUCUAGUCUAACCAGCACAAAUCCAUUUGAAUCGGAGCCAGAUUCAUGUCCCAACUCCCCCAAGAGUCCUAGAAAAUACCGGAAAAAGAGGAGGGCACCGCCACCACCACCGCCAAAAUCAACAGUCCCAGAUUACCUGGCAACCAAGGACAUUGAAUCACUGGCCUCUGAAAUCGAACAGUACGUCAAUAACAGAAACGAGUCCUUGGAAAACCCUACCGUUGAGAAGGAAGUCCGGAACUCAAGUCCCCCAAUUAACCAAAAGCCAGCGGUGACCAUUGUAGUUACUGAUAGUGAAAAUAGCCCCAGCACGUCCAAAACACAGAUAGUAGAUAUUAAGCAAACUAAUGGUGGAUCUGGCACAAUUGCACAUGUAGAAAGAGUGGAAAAAGUGGAAAGAAUCAAAAAAAUAGAAAGAAUCGAAAAGGUCGAAACUGUUGAAAAGGUUCCUGCACCCGUCCCGGUUACUAAACCAACCUCUCGCACAUCCCCUGUAAAGCAGGUUAAUGAAUCUGAAAGUAUAGGCACAGAUAUUGCAUCCGACCCAGCCACAGAACUUAAUCCAUGCACGUCCAAAGCACCACAGUGUAACGCAAUACAUGUAAGGCAAACUAAUGAAUCUAAAAUACUUUGCACUGAGCGAAAACAGAACGGUGGCUAUAACAUUCAGCACCAGGAACCGAUCAAUAUUGAAAAGCAAAUCGUCACGGUCGCCGUCUCUGAUCAAAAAUCAGCUAAAGACGAGUCUGUAAGAGAAGCGGAGACUCCGAAAAUUACCAAACAAUCAGUCACUAUUGUAAAUUCGGCAUGCGAUCUUAACCCAACCACAUCUAAGGCACAUCAGUCUACUGAUAAUAGCAUUGUUAAGCUAGUCAAUGAAUCCGAACAAGAUUCCAGCAUCGAGCCAGAGCAAGAAAAGAAAACUAAUUCAUUUGGCACUGUUAAGCAAAUCUCACAAAUUUUUGAAGAGAACAUCAGUUCCAGCGUUCCUAAUAAAGUUAUCAAAGAAAAUGCAGCUCACGCACGUUUAAAUGGAUCUAAAACUCCAGAAGAUAACCAUUAUGGGUUCAAUAGUGUGCAGUCCACUUCCCCAGAACCAAAUGAUUUGCAAAUAAGAGAAGAUUUCGAAUUGGAGAGGCCGGUUAGGCUGGCGGACAGGUAUUCUUUCGAUCGCAUUAGGUCAUCAAUCUCAGAGGAGCGGGACUCCAAUGCUACACCCACGCCUAGGAUGAGGAAGAAGAAAUCAAUUAAAGAGGUUCUUGAAUCCAUAAGUCGCAAUCAGAAGCUUUUAAAUGAAAGUGCGGCUAAGGGCACCAAAGUUUACAUGACUCCUUCAUAUUCAGAUAACACAUAUAAUUAUCCCAAUGAAUUAAAUAGCGUUAAUAUUAGAUCUUCUAAGGAGGUGACUUCUGCAAAUAUUUCUCCGUCAGCGGUGGAGGCCAACGAGUCGGCAACUCCAAACAAUGUGUUUAUAAGUAAAAUCACAAAGGUCAAGACCCAAUACAGAGAGUCAUCGCCUACAUCGUCCAAUUUGGAUUGGAACCCUCUGCCAAAGCCAAGCCGUGCCCAUAAUUCAGGCAACUCCAAUUUCAGCAACGGCAAUGUGAAUAAUAACUAAAAUUUAUAUACAUAACCAAAAAUAUUUA